Messenger RNA from Hevea brasiliensis (rubber tree), 1225 nucleotides. Its product is annotated as OVARIAN TUMOR DOMAIN-containing deubiquitinating enzyme 5. The coding region runs from base 120 to 1103 and encodes 327 amino acids. The record is from RefSeq and is a predicted model, not a curated record. Gene Ontology annotation, molecular function: cysteine-type deubiquitinase activity. Gene Ontology annotation, biological process: protein deubiquitination. NCBI's taxonomy places the organism in Eukaryota, Viridiplantae, Streptophyta, Magnoliopsida, Malpighiales, Euphorbiaceae. The transcript is spliced from 3 exons.
CAGGCGGUAGCCCAUACUAGAAAAGCACACAGGUAGAUUCCAUUACAGAUAUUCCUUCUCCACUAUUCAGAUUUUGUAGUUUUCAGGCGUAAGCCCUACCUCUUCACUCAGGUUAUCAAAUGAUGGACACACAGGAAAUAGUGGAGAAGCCAUCUGAAACCAUUCCAGCUAAUGCAUCUCAAAAAAAGCAAGAAACACGUGAUGAAAUGCUAUCAAGGCACAGAAAGGAGAUAGCAGAACUGCAGAACAAAGAAAUUGAACUGAAAAAGGCUGCAGCAAAAGGCAGCAAGGCUGAACAGAAAGCUAAGAAGAAGCAGGUUGAAGAGCAGAUCUCUCAACUUUCUACUAAGCUAAAAGAAAAGCAUGCUGAAGAACUUGCUUCAUUAGGCUAUAGCAGCAGCAGUAAUGGAAAUGAGAAAAGCAAUCUUGACAAUUUGGUGAAGGCCAUAGCUGGUGUUUCUAUUACAAACCAACCAGAACACUCCAAGGUCAGCAAGAGUGCAAAGAGGAGGGGAAAAAGAGCUCAGCAAGAGGCAGAAAGAGAGCAAAGAAUCCAAGAAGAGCAGAGCAACCUUGUAAGUGAUCGAAUGAUUGAAGAUGAGAAAUUGAAAGGAAAGCUUGAACCUCUUGGAUUGACGGUUAAUGAAAUAAAGCCAGAUGGACACUGCCUCUACAGAGCCGUUGAAGAUCAGCUAGCAGUCCUUUCUGGUGGUUCUUCUCCCUAUACAUACCAAGACCUUCGGAAAAUGGUGGCUUCCUAUAUGAUGGAACAUGCAUCAGAGUUUGUUCCUUUUUUCCUGUCAGAAAAUAUAACUGAAGGAGAUCUCAAUAAUUCUCUAGCAGACAGAUUUGAGAAUUACUGUAAAGAUGUGGAGUCUACAUCAGUAUGGGGUGGGCAACUAGAGCUGGGGGCUUUAACUCACUGUCUCAGGAGACCUAUCCUGAUAUAUUCUGGGUCCUUCCCGGAUGUGGAGAUGGGGAAAGAGUACAAAACUAAUGGUGGGACUGAUUCAUCCAACGGAAGUAUUUUGUUGUCAUACCAUAAACAUGCCUUUGGGCUGGGGGAGCAUUAUAAUUCUGUGGUGCUAAACUUGAUAAGGUAGGCACCGCUAUAUCACCUGCAAGCGGUUACCUUUUGCAAUGCAGGUUUGCUUUUCUAUAUGUUUGUGAGAGAAUAGACAACUUGGAGCUUUAAAUUAAAACUUAAAGCUGCAUUUGCAUAGUA